This is a messenger RNA of Adineta steineri, 942 nucleotides long. The record is from the annotation of a GenBank genome assembly. NCBI's taxonomy places the organism in Eukaryota, Metazoa, Rotifera, Eurotatoria, Adinetida, Adinetidae.
AUGUUGUUCUCUGCUGCUCGACUUGUUUUUGUCGUUUUUUUACCUGUGAUUCUCUGCCAGCUUCCAUUCGAUUCAGAAUACCGAUUUCACGAUGUGAAGAUCUUUGGUGAUUCUUACUCGGACACGGGUAAUCUUCACAAGCUGUCUAAUGGUCUUUGGCCUAUACCACCAUAUUACAACGGUCGCUAUUGCAACGGUCCGAAUUGGGUGGAUCAAUUGCAAGGAUCCUGGUUGGAACAAUUGAAAGGAUUCAACGUAAAAAGUUAUGCCUAUGGAGGCGCAACAACUGACAACAAUUUCGUUCAGGGCGCUGGAGCGUUCGGUGCUAUUCCUGUACCCUCAGUUGCAGAUCAGGUUGAAUUCUAUUUGAAUGAAGAUCGUUGGAAUAAGAUCAAUUUUGACCGCACUCUCUACAUCUUUUGGGCUGGUGGCAACGAUUUUGCUAACAAACCGACUACGCCUCCUCCUGCAAUCGUGGCUAGUCUUUUGAAUAGUGUCAAUAAAUUAGUGGCAGUCGGUGGUAAACAUUUUCUUGUCUUCAAUGCAGUACCAGCUCAAGCGGUUCCAGCAAGCGCAGGGCUCGCACCAGAGGCCACUUUAGCCUACCUUACAGGUUUGUCCAAUAGUGCUCUGACAGCUGAUCUUGCAACGAUGCGACAAAAUUAUCCACAAGCAAACUUUAGCAUCUUCGAUAUCAAUUCACUUGUCUCGAAAGUUGUUGCCAGCAAGUCGGGCUACUUUACAAAUGCAAAGAACAAUUGUUGGAAUUCUGUGAAUGCAACCACAAUAAUACAGAUCUGCACAAAUCCUGACAAAUAUGUCUUCGUCGAUCUUCAGCACUUUACCGAACCUAUGGCUGCAUUGAUUGCCAAUGCUGUUCGUCAAUUUGUUCUAACUUCAUACGACGUCAACAGUUCUGGUUGCUAUGUUCAUGCUGCUUAA